AUGGGGCCUAGAGUGGGUCCAGAGGAGGAGGUCCUUCGAGAGCCAGACCUUCAGUGUCGUGGAGGAAGAAGAAGUUGGGACAGAGAAGACCGAGGAUUCGGAUACGUCGGUCCCUGUUCAAGAAGGGGAAAGCGCAACAACGGAAGAGGAAGCUGGAUGGACUCUAAAAGCGACGCUACUCAGAAUAGGAAAGACGACACCAUAAGUGGAGUGCCAUCAAAUACUGUAAAAGAGUACACAUCCGAUAGCAGCAAAGCCGAAGAUGAACCAGAAAGUACAGAGAGCACAGGCUACGUCUCUGCCGAAGAUAGGACAGAGAGCAUUUUGUCUGAGGAACUAGAUAGCAUUAAGAUCAGCAAAGUCAAAUCAUCUGCAUUCAGAGAGCACCAAACUGUUAGGAUUGGAGGAAUACAGUUCAUCAGGAUUGAUGAUGAACCAGAAAGUUCAGGAAGCACCGAUUAUACUUCAGCUGAAGAAAGGAUGGGAAGCACAUUUACUGAAGACCAUGAGAGUAGUUCGGACGAAAAAUUCAGAAGCCCAUUGAUUGGACGGCAAGAUGACAGCAUUAUCGAAGAAUCAGAAAGCAAUGCUGAGGAGCCUGAAAGCAGCAUGGCUGAAGAACCAGAAAGUAGCAUGGUUGAGGAACCAGAAAGUAGCAUGGCUGAAGAACCAGAAAGUAGUGUGGCUGAGGAACCAGAAAGUAGCAUGGCUGAAGAACCAGAAAGUAGUGUGGCUGACGAACCAGAAAGUAGCAUGGCAGAAGAACCAGAAAGUAGUGUGGCUGAAGAACCAGAGAGUAUGGAUGAAGAUCCUGAAAGCAACGUGUUUCAGGAAGCAAACACGAGCUUAUCCCAAGAAUCAGAAAUUACAGCGAGUAAUGAGUCAGACAGCUCCGUAUCUGGAAGCAGUUUCGUGCAAGACCAAGAAAACAUAGUUAAGACAGAAACAGGCAAAUUUGGAGGAAUAGAAUUGAACAUAUUGGAAAAUCAAGAAAUCAGCAAAUACGGAGAAUUAAAAAUUACCAAAGAAAGAGAUCCAGAAGUGAAUGCAGUUGAAGAAGCAGAAAGAUAUAACAGAUAUGAAGACAAAAAAAUCUGCACAGGAACAGGUACUGAAAUCAGCACUGUAGAAACAGAAAUGGGCUCAGUUAAAGUAGCUGGAAUAAACACACUCAGAGAAUCGGUAAACACCCAAUUGAAGAAUCAGAAAAGAACACAAUCGAAGAAUCAGUAAUCAGCAAAGCUGAAGAACCGAAAAUCACCACAGUUGGACAAACAAUUAGUAUAAUUGAAGAAAUUGAAGAAGUAGAAAUCAGAACAUUCAAAGAACCAAUAAUGAGCAAAACAGACAGGGCAAAUGUCGGCACAGUUAAAGAACAAGUGAUCAGUAAAGGAUAAAGUUCAAGAAGUCAACACACUUGGAGAACCAGAAGCUGAAGGUUCAGAAAUCACCAGAAUUGUAGAAUCACAAGUAAACAAAGAA
This is a messenger RNA of Penaeus monodon (black tiger shrimp), 1482 nucleotides long. RefSeq names its product serine-aspartate repeat-containing protein I-like. The coding region runs from base 1 to 1233 and encodes 410 amino acids. The transcript has 2 exons. The record is from RefSeq and is a predicted model, not a curated record. Lineage: Eukaryota; Metazoa; Arthropoda; Malacostraca; Decapoda; Penaeidae.